Molecule: messenger RNA, 2004 nt
Organism: Schistosoma intercalatum
Lineage: Eukaryota; Metazoa; Platyhelminthes; Trematoda; Strigeidida; Schistosomatidae
Source: the annotation of a GenBank genome assembly
AUGUCUGAAAAUAGAUCAAGCUUCCCAAAAGCUUAUUUAAAACUUUUUAAGUCAAAUGCACCAGAAAAUCUCGUCAGUGUACAUCUAAAUCAGCAGUCAGUAAUAUGUGAUCCAAAAACUGGUGCACGAAAAUCCCCAUUUGUUUCAAAGUUCGUGGACAAAAUUCCAGUGAAAACAAUGAAAGAUGUUUUUGAAUAUGGCUUAAAUACUUCAAGGUUUUAUCCAUGUCUAAGAAUACGACUCCCUUCCAAAAAUAAAUACUCAUGGCUCAUUUACAAUGAGGUAGAUAAAAAAAUAAAAGCUAUUGGGACAGCUCUUGUGAAAACUGUGAGACAAAGACGUAAUGCUGAAAACUUUGUGGGAAUCUAUGGACCGAACUCACCGGAGUGGGUUAUUAUGCAGCAUGCAUGCGCUGCAUAUGGUUAUACUAUUGUGCCCAUCUAUCCUACAUUUGGUAAUGAAGCAAUACAACAUAUUUUAUCUCAAACACAAGUGAAUUGUAUGCUGUGUAAUUCAGGAACUGAAGCUCUUCAUCUGCUGGACAAGUUCGAAUCUUCUCUUGAAUAUUUAAUCAUCGUUUCAUAUGAUGUUAAAGUUGAAGAAGUUAAGUCUCGUCACGGCUCAAAAGUUUCUGUGUACUUGUUUGAGGAUUUCAUGGAACUGGGAAUGGAUAAACUUCUACCAAAGAAAGAUCCAUUGCCAUCUGACCUCUACAUGGUUUGCUAUACUAGUGGAAGCACCGGAUUACCUAAAGGAGUUAUGGUUAACCAUGAACAGAUUGUGGAUGCUGUAUUUUCCAUACUAGAAGCUUCAGAAAACAAGCUCAUCAAAUCCAAUUCAAGUCAUCUUUCAUAUCUCCCAUUGGCGCAUAUGAUGGAACAAAUACUCUCGUCCUAUUAUAUUAUGAUGGGAGCCCGUCUGGGAUUUCUAACUGAUUCUAUUGAUAAUUUGGUGGUAGACGCACAAGCUUUGAAACCAGGUGUGAUAACAGCAGUUCCACGAAUACUUUCUAGUAUUUACACUAAAUAUCAGAAAUCAUUGGAUGAUUCCAAAAUCAAAAGACAACUUUACAAUCGGAUUGUGAAGAUUAAAAUGGUUGAACAAAAACGUGGAAAAUUCUAUCAUAAUAGUAUCUUGGAUACGUUAUGCUUUAAGAAACUUAGGAAGUCAUUAGGUGGACGUGUAUAUUGUGUUGUCAGCGGAGGCGCUCCAUUACCAACGGAGAUAUCCAAGUUUGUACAUGCUGCAUUUGGCUUGCUUGCUGAGGGGUAUGGAUCAACAGAAACAAUGGGGAGUAUAACUAUUACUUUAGUUGGAGAGUACCGUCUAGGUACCGUAGGUUCUGUCGCACAUGGUGUAGAAGUGAAACUUGUUGAUGUAGAAGAUCUGGGUUUAGAUGCACUGCGAGAUCAAAGAGGAGAAAUCUGCGUGAAAGGCAAACGAUGCACAAAAGGCUAUUAUAAAGAACCAGAAAAAUCCGCCGAACUUAUUGACAAUGAAGGAUGGUUACAUACUGGGGAUAUCGGUGAAUGGACACUAGAGGGUUCGUUGAAAAUUGUGGACCGUCUAAAAAGCAUAUUCAAAUUGGCUCAAGGUGAAUACGUUGCACCGGAAAAAGUGGAAAUGGUUUAUAAAUGCUGUAAAUUAGUAAGCCAAAUUUUUGUGGACGGUAAUAGUAAACAAAAUUACCCUGUUGCUAUCGUGGUUCCCGAUUUUACCGAGUUACGUUCUUGUUUAAACAACGCAGGAGUACUACAUUGCUCAAAACUUUCGGAUCAUGAACUUUCCCAGAACAAAGUUGUAAAUAAAUUUGUCCUAGAACGGAUGAAUGCUGUCGCUGAUGAAAAUAUGCUGAAAAGUUUUGAAAAGGUUCAGGCCAUUUAUUUGACAGAUCAGGCAUUUAACGCUGAUAAUGGGUUGCUAACUCCAACGAUGAAAUUAGCACGUAUCAAAGCUCGAAGUUACUUUUCAAAGAUAAUAGAUAGUUUAUACCCUCAAACUUAG